ACGCCUACUUUCCGAGACUCGCCCCAGUGCCAGACGUGGAGAACCCUCUUGUCGUUCCGUUCUCGCGCCGCUUUGACGUGAGGUGCGUGCGGAGGCCCCGGGAGACGUUUAUCUUUUUCCGCCGCUACUUCGACACCAUCACCCCCGCAGAGAUCACUUGGCAGCCUUGGGCUCCAUUGCCUAUGAUGAUUCGAGAUCGAUUUGCUGGUGCAGAGGGGACUGCACGUUUUAGGAUUUUGCUGGAGGGUCCGGUCUGUCGGGCUUGGUACCUGGGUGAGCGCUUCCUACGCCAGACCCUGGGUUUGCUAGAGCAGAUAGUUUCGGGUCCACCUCCUACCCACAUGAGGGACAUCGAGAGGUGCACUGCUGAGGAGAUGGCCGAUUACACGAUUAGCUGGGACGCGAAGGGUUUUAAAGGCGAGGGCGACUAUGCAGAGUACGUUCGGACGUACAUUAUGCAGCCUUUGAACGGUGGCCGUCGAGCUGAGAGGGAGAGGCCUACGGCGCCGGUAGUUGGAGCGGGAGCAGGGGCAGGGACGUCGAGGACAGCUCGAGUCUGUGGCAGGAGCGGAGCUCGGAGGGGUCGGGGGGUUAGUUGGCCAGCACUACCCACGAUGAUGACAUGCAGAGGACGGGGCGGGACGACUUACCAGAUUUCCAUUGCUCCCCCUCCGGCUGAUCAUGAGUUAGUCGGGUUUUAUGGCUUGCCUCCGGUAUGUACUACUGCAUUUUGCAUUUUGCAUAGUCAUUUCAUUUCAAUUCGCUUGAUAUUCCGCAGAAUACUGAUACUUCUAACGCUUUUGCAAGCCUCUUAUGAGUACACUCGCCAGUCCCUAGAGUUGACCGCCUCCACUGUUCACAGCACUAUCUACGGCAUUUAUACGCUGUACUUGUACACUGCAUUCUACACUGACACACUGCUCGCAGUAUUCACACACUGCAUUCAUACACUGCAUUCUGUAGCAUAUUAA
Messenger RNA from Camellia sinensis, 971 nucleotides. NCBI's taxonomy places the organism in Eukaryota, Viridiplantae, Streptophyta, Magnoliopsida, Ericales, Theaceae. The record is from RefSeq and is a predicted model, not a curated record.